This is a messenger RNA of Penicillium chermesinum, 1368 nucleotides long. RefSeq names its product ferritin-like domain-containing protein. Lineage: Eukaryota; Fungi; Ascomycota; Eurotiomycetes; Eurotiales; Aspergillaceae. The record is from RefSeq and is a predicted model, not a curated record. The transcript has 2 exons. The coding region runs from base 1 to 1368 and encodes 455 amino acids.
AUGUGGAACUCUUUGCUCGCUUUGGGCCUGCUGGGCUCAUUGCCCUUGGCUUCAACAUCCGCGCUUCCCCGAGGUGUAGAUAUCCUGCCGCGAGCACAAUCCUCGCAGGCAACGCCUCAUGCGCUCUCGUCGGCCACCCCGGCUCCAACCCGGUCUCAUCCCGUGUCUUUGCCGCAUUCUUCGUACACAGGAAGUGCAUCCACGACCGGGGCCUUGACUGCUUCAUCUAUUGGCAAGGGCAUCUCUGAGGUGUCAAUUGCACCUUCGGCUACAACCUACCCCAGCGAUGGAAAGCUGCACAACCCGGAGCCUGCUCCGUAUGUCCCUGCUGGGGGCGUGGGUACCAGUGGCAGUAUCCCCGUCUACAACGUUCGCAGCGACUUUGACUACGAGUCUUUGGCUCUCGCACUCUACCAAGAGUGGAUUGAACUAGACCUCUUCCAGGACGGUCUCCGGCGCUUCACCGCAGAUGACUUCAGCGCCGCCAACCUCUCUGCGUCCGACCGCGAGUUGAUCGCCUACAUGUCGCUGCAAGAGGAAGGCCAUGCCACGCUGGUCAGCAACAUGCUCGGCGCUGAAGCGCCCCAGCAAUGCGCCUACGAGUACCCCUACACCAACGUGGCGGAGUUCAUUGACUUCACCCAAAAGUUGACCCGUGUCGGCGAAGCAGGCGUCUACGGAUUCCUCGCCCACCUCGACUCGCGCGAGGCCAGCAACCUGCUGACCCAGUCCAUCAGCGUCGAGGCGCGCCAGCAGUUCGUCUUCCGACAAUUCCAGGGCCUGCACCCGAUGCCCGAGUGGUUCGAGGUCGGCAUCCCGCAGUCGUGGGCCUGGACGCUGCUCGCGCCGUACAUCAGCUGGUGCCCAGCCAACCAGACGCGGCUCGCGUGGCAGAACUUCCCUGCGCUGACGAUCACGGAUCAGCCCACCGUUGCGAAGGCGGGCCAGCGCGGGAAUGUGUAUGAGAAUAACACGAUCACCCCCGGUACGAACGUGGCCAAGGCGGACAGCGGCAGCUCGGGCUCGGGCUCGCCAAGCAGUAGCAACGGCGGCGCGUCCGUGGCGACGGACAACCAUUUGCCCCUCUCCUACCCCGGCCGCCAGGUUGGUUUCACCUGGGAUGCCCCCGGAAAGAAGGUUGGGCCGAACAACAGCUACGUCACGACGACGCAGGCUGGCGAUCCCAAGUACGUGAUCUGGGUGUCGCAGCUGAACGUGACUUACACGACUCUGCGGAGUAACGGAAGCCACGGCGUUACUGUUCAGCCGGACGUGGAGGCUUACAUGGGCGAUCCCUUGAUCAACGGCACGAUCUUCGUGGCGCUGACUGAUGCGGCGCCACCCUUAGUCCGUUCAACAUUAGCUUGA